Molecule: messenger RNA, 436 nt
Organism: Megalopta genalis
Lineage: Eukaryota; Metazoa; Arthropoda; Insecta; Hymenoptera; Halictidae
Product: chymotrypsin inhibitor
Source: RefSeq, a predicted model, not a curated record
AACAGGCUCCGGGAACGAUCAGGUAGUCACAGAAUAAAUUGCAGGUGUAGGACGAACAAUGUCUCGCCGCCUUCUCGUUCUCGCUCUGUUCGCUGUCGUCGCUUCGCAAAUUGCAAGCGUGGAGAGUCUCGAUGACAGCAGCAGCACCAUCAUAGAGGGAUCUCCGCUGUGUGGAGUGAACGAAAAAUGGGAUAUCUGUGGCAGAUUAUGCGAACCAAGCUGUUCGAGCCGUCACCCGUACUGUCCGCCUCUCCAAUGUUCGAAAUACAUAGCUGGAUGUCGCUGUCUAUCUGGCUGGCUUCGAAACGACCAGGGUGCGUGCGUCAGACCGAACCAAUGCCCGGAGAGUUUCGAGAAGAAGUGAUCGAUUCCCUCGAUUCUAUUAUAAAUAUGUAGCAAUGUACACGAAACUAAUAAACAGCAUUUAGAAGCAGAA